Messenger RNA from Cuscuta campestris, 1053 nucleotides. NCBI's taxonomy places the organism in Eukaryota, Viridiplantae, Streptophyta, Magnoliopsida, Solanales, Convolvulaceae. The record is from the annotation of a GenBank genome assembly.
GGACUGAAUGUGGAAGAAUCUCCAUUUACAAAGGACAUCCAUUGGAAUUCACUAUUCAACUUAGUGAUUAACUAACCGAAGGUGAGACGGAGGACCUCUGAUGGACAUGUUCUCAAAUACGUAGGAGCACCAGAAGUACUCAUUUCUAUGAUGGACUAAAUGCAGAAAACCUCAUAAAAAGGGACAUCUCUGGAAAUUGGAAGGAAAACUUCUCAUAUAUCUCCCAUAAGAAGAAAAUUAAGAAGUGGUGGGACUUACCGUCCCCCUCCCUCCACCCCUCUAUUUUUCGUCACCGAAAAAGAGAACUUUCUCAUUUCUCUCUUUCCUAUUCUACCCAACCGAAGUGGUAAUGUUCAGUAUCUUCAUACAAGUACAGUGCAUGUUGUUGAAGUUGAGAAUAUAUCUUGUACCACUGUCUCUUUUAGAUCUCUAUGUUGAGAAGAUGCGUUAUGCAGCUGUAAGCUGUAUGUCACGUUCAUACCGUCCCACAGUUCCUGUAUCCUACAUCGCUCUAGUUUUAGGGUUUACUUCUGUUGGGCCCACAACUGAAGGCAGUGAUGAGGAUACAUAUGGUAUGGAGGAAUGUGUAGAGUGGUUGAAGGCCCAUGGUGCAUGUCUUACUUCAGAAGAUUCUGGGGAGAUUCACUUUGAUACAAAAGCAUCUAUAUCAAGCCUUUUCAUACCAGAACCUGAAGAUGCUGUGGCACAUGGAGAUGCUAGUCUUGCAGUGAGCGAUUUCAUGACACGCAAUCUUGGGGAGCUAAAGUUUUCAAAUGCCUAGUCCUUCAUUUUCUGGCCGAGUGGUCUUUGUUCACGGCGGUCGAUCGUUCGACAGCAUAGCGUCACCGAUCGAUCUCGACGAACGUGCCUUACUGCUGCCGUUCAAAUAAACACAAAUAAACAAAAGUUAUUGCAGAUGAGAGAAAAAGUAAUAUACUUCGGGACAGAUGGAAUAUAUAAAUUUGUUUUGCCAAAUAUUCGUAAAAUUAAACCUUCAUUCCUGCCUGGUUCUUGGCAUAAUUAUAUCAUCAAUUGCGUGUAAGCUUUGGGAUA